Messenger RNA from Camellia sinensis, 1179 nucleotides. The record is from RefSeq and is a predicted model, not a curated record. NCBI's taxonomy places the organism in Eukaryota, Viridiplantae, Streptophyta, Magnoliopsida, Ericales, Theaceae.
AUGGCCCCAGCGGAAGUUAAAAGGGAAGGUGGUGAUUAUGACAUUCCAAAUGAAGCAGAUGACAUUCGUUUGAUGAAUGAAAGUCGGGCGGAACCUUAUCAUGGUUGCGAAGUUGGUCCAAGCAAUGAAAAAACAACCAGCAUGAACGUUGAAGAUGGCGGAGCUGAUGUGAAAAAAGAAAUGGUUGACGAUGCUCAUUGCAAUGACAUGGUUGGUGAUGUUGAACGUGCUAUUCUGGAACAAAAAUUUGAUUCGGUCGAAGAUGGAGAAGCUUUCUACAAUGCGGAAGGUCAGAGAUUACCAAAAUACUUGGACUGUGUUGCUGAGAAGAGUAGAGCUCCCAAGGCACUAACAAGAGUAGGUUGCAAAGCCCAAUUUCGCAUACGGUACGAUGCAGAUGCUGGUGAAGGGGGAAAGUAUGUUGUGACUCACUUCGUCGCAGACCACAACCAUGAAUUGGUGGAACAACACUGUGUGAUGUAUCUGAGGUCACAUCGCAGUUUAAAUAGUGCUGACAAAGCUCAAGCAAUGGCUAUGCGCAACGUCGGUGUGAAGACUAGCCGAAUCAUGGACUAUAUAGUAAAUCAAUCCAGGUCUUAUGAGAAUGUUGGUUUCAUCCGUACGGAUCUGCACAACCAUAUUCAAGCCAAAUGUAGAGCAGAAGUUAAGGAUGGUGAUGCGCAGGGUGCGUUGGUUUACCUAUGUGCAAAACUUGAUGUUGAUGCACUAUUUUUUUACAAAACCAAUGCAUACAAGAAACCCUUUGUCAUGUUGGUUGGUGUGACUAGCCACUUUAGGACCACGAUAUUUGCAUGUGUUUUGCUAGCUAAUGAGACAAUUGAUACAUACACAUGGGUUUUGGAAACAUUUAUGGAGGAGAUGGGCAAUAAAGCACCUGUGUCCAUACUGACAGAUGGGGAUAAGGCGAUAUUUGACUCAACUUACAGAACCAAUGCAUACAAGAAACCCUUUGUCAUGUUGGUUGGUGUGACUAGCCACUUUAGGACCACGAUAUUUGCAUGUGUUUUGCUAGCUAAUGAAACAAUUGAUACAUACACAUGGGUUUUGGAAACAUUUAUGGAUGAGAUAGGCAAUAAAGCACUUGUGUCUGUACUGACAGAUGGGGAUAAGGCGAUGCGAGAGGCAAUCAAAAGAGUAUUUCCAGAUGCAAGACAUUGA